AUUCAUAAAUUCACAACUUAUUUCUAUUUUAAAUAGUGUAUUUAUGUCUUAUAUGCAACCCUAAAGACUGCAUAUAGCAUAACUCUGUUAUUAUAACUCGAAUGAAGUAUGUUUCUUUUCUCCCUAGGGGCAUAUUUGUAACUUCCCUACUCAAACCAAAUAAUUACAAAUUCCCACACCUCCUAUACUCUUAUUUCCCCUUUGUCUCUUCCUCUCCCUUCACUUUCCUUCCUCCUACCACCCAAAAACUCAUACUUAAAACUCCACUUACCCUCCCCAAAUUUUGAAUUUUACAUCCUCAAACAACAAAUUUCAAAACCCAAAAUCUCAAUCAUCAUUAUUCAUCACCCACACCAAGAAAAAAAAAAUGAUUCAAACAACCUUAACACCCACCAAAUUCACCAUACUUUAACCAUUCCAAAAAACAAAAAAAAAACUGAAAGCUUUACAUUAUCUCCAUUAAUGGCGGCUGGUUGGAUGAAAUCAUUACAAUGCAAAUCAAAAGCAGUUGAAGAUGUACACCAACCUCAACCAAAACAACUUCUUACAAGCACUAGUUGCAGAAACAGCUUUCAAAAUCUCAAAGAUGUUGUUGUUGUAGAUAAUAAUCCCAAGUCCAAGCCCAACUCCAAGCCCAUUACAAAACCCAGAAAAAAGCCCAGAAAGCCCGACCCAUUUUCCCACCAUGAACAUACUUCAUCAUCAAAUCGAGUUAAACGCAGCGUUUCAGCACCAUUGAGUAAAACUCCGAUUAUCAUUGACCCGGUAUUUCCUUCGGUAACAGAGUUACAAAUUGGUCAUCCUUCAAGAAACGUUGUAGAGAUAAUAUUUCAUACAAGGUGGGGCCCGAAAGGGUUUUCGGGUCGGGUUGAGGUUGUUUUUAAGAUUCAGAAUUUGGGCCGGACUUUGGGCCGGUUCGAGGAGUAUAGAGAAUAUAUCAAGAGUCGGGUUCAUAUGGGUUCGGGUUCGGGUCGGUGUGUUGCGGAUGGUAAUGAAAUGAUGCGUUUUCAUUGCUUGGGACCCACAAGUGUGAUGAUGGACGGUUGUGAUGGUUUUUGUGAGAAGAUCAACGGUAGUAAAGGUGCCACGUCGGUUUGUACUUAUUCGGGUAGUGGUGCGGCCCAUGAGAGUGCGGGUGGUGGGCUUGGGCUUCGGGCUAUGGUGGUUUGUAGAGUGAUAGCGGGCCGGGUUUCGAAACGAGUUGGGCUAGGGAAUGGAUCCACCGAGUUGGGUGAGUUUGACUCAGUGAGUACGGAGAAUGGCGAGUUGUUUGUGUUUGAUUCUCGUGCGGUUUUGCCUUGUUUUCUUGUCGUCUAUAAACUGUAAAAAUAAAAAAAAGACAUGAAAAAAAAUUUAUCAACACAAUUUUUUUUACUCAUUUUUUUACUGCUACUACUUUUUUUUCUGAGUAUUGUGUUGAUAAUUUUCUUCUUUGAUUAUGUGCAUAUUAUGGGAUUUUUUUUUUUUAACUUUAGCAAUUAAAGGGGUUGUGUAAUUGAUGAUUUAGAAAUUUGUUAAUGCUAUUAAUCUUCUUUGGUAUUCAGAUUGAUAUUCAUUUUUUGGGAACAAAUUAAAGUUGUGUAAAUAGCAUUUGCAUAGUAUUGAGCUGUUUAUGUGGAUUGUAA
Messenger RNA from Beta vulgaris subsp. vulgaris (sugar beet), 1625 nucleotides. RefSeq lists its product as hypothetical. The transcript has a single exon. Bases 463 to 1326 code for a protein of 287 amino acids. The record is from RefSeq and is a predicted model, not a curated record. Lineage: Eukaryota; Viridiplantae; Streptophyta; Magnoliopsida; Caryophyllales; Amaranthaceae.